AAUUCCUACAAAAAUCAACAAACAGAAAUUUUGAAAAAAAGGAAUUAUGUUACUAUGAAUCGUGCCGUAUGAACGGACCCUGAGGACAUAGCAUAAGUCGAACAAUCAACUGUGAAUAGUCAAGUACUCGGUUUUCACCCAAGUCCAUAUUCGAGUUCGAGUUUCAGAACUUUGAGUACUCAAAGUCGAUUAAUCGGAAGUUGACUUACCUAUCCCUAAUUCGACACGUAAAUAAACGAAAUCCCCUUGGAAAAGAAGAGUUUUUCCCAUUUUUUUCUGCGAAAAUCGAAACUUUUAGAAGACAAUGUCUACAAAAAUGGAAAACACUAACGAAACAAAUGAAAAUGGCUGGGAUUUGGAUGACGAUGACAAUUGGGAUGAUUGGGGGGAUGCCGAAGAAAAUCCUACAAUAGAGGAAACAAUCAAAACAACAACAAAUACGAAUUCCCUGCCCAACAGAACUACAAUUUCUGAAAAUAAUAAUAUCCAAAAAGACCAACAGCAGCGACAGGAUAGUAAUUGCAAUGAACAGCAGCAACCUGCUAAAACGUCCAAUAGUAAUGGUGGUGGUGGUUGGGGCAGCUUGUUUGGUGGUGUAAUGUCCACGGUCUUAAACACAGCCACCGAAUUGACCAGCACAGUUACCCAUGGCUUGGACAAAGUAAUUGGUGUGCCCGAUCCCGAGGAAAUGGCACGAAUCAAUGCCUCACAAGAGGCCAGACUAAAGGCACAACAACAGCACGAGCCAGACGUCAAAACAAAUGAAAAAGACAAUGACGAUGACGAUGAGAGGUCUUUGACUCCCACCAAAGCCGGGCCUGUUUUUGGUUUAAAUCUCGUGAGUAAUGUAACAUCUUUGGGUAGCAAGGUGUUGAACACCGGUCUAGAUACUCUGGAGGGUAUUGGUAAGAAGACUAUGAAUAUAUUACAAGAAAAUGAUCCGUUGCUAAAGAACAAGAUAAAGAAACUGGGCUUGGAAAAGGAGAAAUGUAAUCUAACAGAGAUUCUCAAAGAAGCCAAAAAGGAAACGGAACAACUUGAACAAUCCAUGAGAGAGUUGAAUAUUGAAAAAAUGAAAGCUCAACUAAGAUUUGAAGUUUUGUUUGAAAAUUAUUGUGGUCUGGUGCAUAUGGAAGCAUUAGAAAUCCUAUCCAAAGAGUCACAAUUGAAAUUGCAAACCCUCAAAGAAUCGGUUAGUGGUAAAGCUCGAGAAGAGCUAUUGGAAACUUUAAAUGAAGUAAAAGAGCUAAUGGAAUUGGAAGAUUUAGAGGGUGAACCUGAGACGGAAGACUAUAGUGGCACUGAUUUGGGUGAAAAACUUAAAGAAGCCAUACAAGAUACGGAGCUUAAAAUUAAUUUUGAUGAAAUUACGAACUUGUGGUCCUCAGCAGUUGCCUGGUUCGAGACCGAAGAAUCCCACAAUGCCGAGGUACAACCAAUUUUUGCCAAAGCAGUAACCACCCUGGCCGAAACAUGUGCUUUGGAAAUUUUGAAAUUACACAAAAUUGCCGAGUUGCUUUUGAUCCAAGACCAUCAUAGCACUGCCAAUGAGGUGGAUGGUGUAGUGCAGUUGUGUAAACUAUUCAAUAUUCACUUACAGGUGGUGGCAAAUCGUUUUGCCAGCCACUUGAGCACGCACGAACAACAAGAUGAAGCCAAAACGAAUAUAACAACGAUAUUCACAGAAAUGGUACAGGCACGGCAGCAGAUUGAAAAUGCCUUUAAACUAUUUCUGCCCAUAAUACAAAUUGGAGCAGUGUGAAGUAGAUAGGAGGCGGACCAAUGAUUCCAUAAAUAAAAUUAAUCCACCCCAAACCAGUUUAUCUAUAAAUUUGUAUAAGAUUUAGAUUUUCAUUUUUCUUUUCGUUUCUAAUUUAACUGUAAUUGUUAUUAAUUAUAUUGUAUGCUGUGUAAUGUGAUGUUUUCCAAAAUAAAGAAAAAAGAGAGGAGUAACAAA
Messenger RNA from Musca domestica (house fly), 1957 nucleotides. RefSeq names its product protein FAM114A2. Lineage: Eukaryota; Metazoa; Arthropoda; Insecta; Diptera; Muscidae. The record is from RefSeq and is a predicted model, not a curated record. The transcript has 3 exons. Bases 305 to 1762 code for a protein of 485 amino acids.